Molecule: messenger RNA, 3418 nt
Organism: Branchiostoma floridae (Florida lancelet)
Lineage: Eukaryota; Metazoa; Chordata; Leptocardii; Amphioxiformes; Branchiostomatidae
Exons: 4
Coding region: 193-582 (129 amino acids)
Source: RefSeq, a predicted model, not a curated record
CUCCAUAUAUGGGCAUGGUCCGUGGUAACGCUUUAUGACAACGUCAUUUCCAUGGCUACGGUCCCGAGCCACGCCCUGAUCACUAAGGUAACGUUCCAUGCCACGCCCUGUUGCUAAGGACUUGUUGAUAGGCAUCAUUUGGCACCUGCGCACCGACCAGAUCGGACGUGUUUCACAGUAGAGAACACAGACAUGGCGACCUUGGUCCGGGGCGCCACCAGGUGGCUUUCAUCGGCACUGCACCUGGGCGGCGCACCCGGACGGAAGUUCAGCAACGCGCUGACGGAAGAAAGGGCUGCCAUGUUCCACCUACUUGAGGCCUACAACGAUCAUGUCGAGGCGCGUGCACCAUUCACUAGCGCCGCCGUGCGACCUGCUCUGACCAUGCAGAAGAAGGCUCCACACAUCGGGUUCAGCAUUGACUCAAUGCUGAUGCAGGAGGCACUCGUGAACACCUCUGCCUUGGACCUCGGCUGCAGCAAGCUGUCUGCGUGGGAGAUUGAACAACAGGCACCCGCCGUACUUCCCAAGAAGUACUUUGCAGUGAAGAACGGGAAAGCGACACUUGUGGAAGAGAACUAACUCCAGUACUGUCAAACAACACUAGUCGUCCUUCAUGUAUGCACAUUCGUUCCUAUAUCAAAUUGGUUUGUUCAUGUGUAAAGUAACUGUAUCUCAUGCCACUAUUUCUUUUAGAUCUUUUUAUCAUUUAAUUUACGGAUGCAAAAAUCACAGUCUUGUGACUCUACAACGAAUUCUACAGUGAAGGCUUAAAAUUUUGUUAACAUGGUAGUGUUCUCAUAAAUGUCUUUCAAACCUUUUUUUAUUCAUUGAUGCAAAAAUUGCAGAACUCUACAGUGAAGGGUUAGAAUUUUGCUAACAUUAAUCAAUUCUUCAAGCAGCAUAUCAGUCAUUCACUCCAUUACAGCAGAUUAUUGUACUUUGUAUUAUCUCUUUUUGUAAAAGCAAGAGAUUAUGACCGUGGUUGUAACAUUACUUUCUUGUUACUUUUGUAACAUAACUGUGUCAUCAGAGAUCCUUGAGUAUUCUAAUCAUACUUCGCCAAAAGCAUUGCCUUAUCUGAAAAGAAAAACAAAACAAAAUGUGGAUACUUGGAGAAAACUUUUGUAACAAAAAUUCAAAUAUAAACAAUAUUCCUCGAGUAGUCUAACAAUGUUUCUCCCAAAGCAUUGAUUUAUCUGAAAAAAAACAACAACAAAAUGGACAUUUGCUGAAUUUGUGGACAGCACACAAUGUUACAUGUAUGUCUGUAUGAAGAUUAUGGAUGUAAGUAAUUGUUUAUACAGUAGUUAGAAGAUCUGACUGUAUACAUGUGUAUGUAUAACAUAUGUAUAAUGGAUGACAUUGUACAUUUUAAUUUGAUUCAUAUGUACUAGGUUUAUUUGUGAUACCAGAGAUUUUUUCAUAUAUUUCUGCACAUGUUUGUGUCAUGGACGUAAGUAAAUAUUGCUUAAUAUAAAAUUAUAUACAGUAGUAAGAAGAUCUCACUGUAUAUUCAUGUGUACACAUACGUAUGAUAAGUAUAAUGUAAGUACAUUUUACCCUUAUGUACAUGUAUGUACUAGGUUUAUUUGCGAUACCAUAGAUUUAUCCAUUUAUUUCUGUACAUGUUUAUGUUAUGAUUCAUUUUUGUUUCAUAAUCUAAACCAUCCCUACAAUGAUACACAUUACGAUUAGACAAACUGAACCCCUUCUUCAGAACAACACCCAAUUCUGUAUUGUUUUUAUUCUAAUUUUGCCCCAAACUUCUUGAAGACAAUGUGGGGCCAACAUUGUUCUGAGAGGAGUACGGGGCCAAUCUUACAAUUUCUUUUUGUUCCAGGGGGCCACUGGAUUCAACAAGAAAUUUUCAUAAAUUUAUUAUUUCAAACAUUCUUUCUUUCAUUCGGCAAGAACACAAAUUUGCUUCAAUCUUCUUGAUAAAGUUACUAUUGAUAUCUUUGGAAAAAUUGGAUUGUAAAAAUUGAAUUUUUGGAUUUGUAAAGGGUUAAGUUGUCUAAGUAGUUUUGUGAGAAAUUUAGGGAUGUGUGUGAUCUAACUCUCUACUGUAAACUUGUUGUUAAACAGAAAGUUUGUCAUUAUGUAUACUAUGUAUUUUUAAAAGUAUCAUUUCAUAUGAGAAACAGAGAUGUUUUGGUUUAUUUGUACAGCGAGACACAAUUCUGUAGUGACUUAGACUUGCUACUUACUAUUAUAAUACUUAUAUAUACUUGUGAAGUGACUACAUUGUAAAUACAUCUUUAUGUAUACAUACACGUAACUAUAUAUCUUCAGUCUAUGAUUUGCUAUUCAGAGUCAUAUCAUAACUUAUACGGACACAGAAAUUCGGAACUUUGAAUACAUGUACUUCAUAUCUGUAGUGUUCCAUAUCUAUCUUGUAGACUGAGUAUUUCUAAUUCAAUUAGUAUGAACAAGACAUGAAAAUGAAAUAUGAAAACAGACACAGAACAUGAAUAAACAUCCUUUAUUUCCACAAAGAGCGUUGUAUCAUUUUCAUCUAAUAUACAACAGAUAUUCUACAACUUUUCUAACGGAUAUCGCCACCAAAAUAUACACAUACACACCCUUCAAUAUAUUAGAUUAUUGGAUACCAGAAUAGACAAAUUAUUUACAGUUUCAAUUUUCUUAUAGGCACUUUAUAUCAUAGAUAUUGAAUGUACAUUGUUUUGGUAUGAUAAUAAUAGUAGUAAACUUCAGAGCUCUGCAAGCAUAGAUCAUAAUGUAGUUUCCACAUAGAACUGCGAACUGCAAGUGAUAUGCACGUAGCAAUCAGGAAAGCAUGGUUACCAUAGUAACAACUGGUAACUAUGGGUUGCCAUAGCAACCACUCUACAUCUGUGGAUUGCCAUGAUAACCACUCUACCCAUGUUGGGGUUACCAUGGUAACCACUCUGCCAUUGUGUAGUUUGGUUUGAUAACCACUAAUAAUAACCAUAGCAACCAUUUGAGUUGCCAAGGUAACCUUCCAGACUGCUUGGGUUGCCAUGGUAACUACAAAAACCUGUCAGCAAUAGUUGUACUUUAUUUCUGUUGGUUGAGACAAAGGCACAUCAUUCUAUAGAUAUGUAUACCUGGACAUGAUAUGUUUAAAUCCUCUAUAGUCCUUGUCUUUGGCUGCACGUAAAAGACACUUGCUUCUAUAAGCAUUUGCUUUAAUAUAUAGAUAGAGACGAUUGUUGAAUGUAAUUAUAAUGCAACAACAGAAUUCCUAAAGGAAAAACAACUGACUAAAUUUCUACCAUUCACGAGCCACAUAAGACUAUUAUGAAUUGCCCACAAAUGUUAGGAAGAAAACAUGUUUAGGGUAGUUUUUGGCAACCCCAAUGGGGUGGAGCCAUUUGAGUUUAGACCUUUUGCAUGUCGGUCCAACCUUGUCAGUACACAAGAGAAAAGUGUU